Messenger RNA from Closterium sp. Yama58-4, 2556 nucleotides. Lineage: Eukaryota; Viridiplantae; Streptophyta; Zygnematophyceae; Desmidiales; Closteriaceae. The record is from the annotation of a GenBank genome assembly.
AUGGAGAUCGAGGAGGAGCAGUCUCCUCCCCAGCAGCAGCGGCGCGCGGGAUCAAUGGCGGCGUGGCUGGUGGAGGCGCGCGAUGGGUCGUUGAGUCUCAGCGAGGACGCGUUGGCAUUCGCCAUUGCGGAGUGGCAGAUGAGCGGCGCGACGAAAUCGGCGCGCAUCCACCUCGUGCACGUCCUCACGCACAUCUCCGUCGAUCGCGACAUGAUGCGGCUGCCCAUUAGCGAGGUCAGCCCGAUGACUGCGGAGACCCACGAGAGCAACAUGCGCGCGCUGAUUCUCGACCCGCUCGCGGAGGUGGAAGCCAUAGUCGUGCGCAACGACGACCGCAAGGCGGGGCUGCUCGAGAUCGCGAAGAAGCUCUCGCCGCACCGCGUCUUCGUCACCGCCAAGUACGCUGCGCGCCGUUUCCCCUCCCCCUCCCCCCCUCCUCUCCACCCUUUCCCCACCUCCCCUAUUUUCCCCGCUUUCUACCGCGUCUUCGUCACCGCCAAGCCCAGCAUGUUUGGGAAGCGGUCCGCCGUCGCAAUCAUCGACGCCUUAUCCGGGCCGUUUUUCGCGGCGCAUCUCCCGGACAACGCGCGGCUCGUCGUGCUGCAGGGCAAGAAGGUUCUUAAAGACAUCACCAUCGGCAGCCCCGGAUCCUGCGCCGCAUCUCCCGUCGUGGAAUUGCCGCGCGGGAAUGCUGCUGCUGCGGGGGAUGCGCACUAUAUCUCCGCGCCCCAAACCCCCCCGCGGGGGUUUCUCUCCCCCGCAGGCUCGCGCAAGUACUCCCCCCCGGCGGAGCACGGACAGCGCAGCGAUUCCACCUCCCCGCCCGCGUCAUCCGCAUCCCACGGUGUUACUAACGGCUCUGCUGCGGCGAGCGCUGCUUCUCCGCAUCCCCCGCCAUCCUCGUCCGGAUCAGGCAAGCUGAGCGCCAAGCUGACGUCAUUCUGGCGCACCAGCUCGCAAGACUUGUCGGGACCCCAGUCCGGGCCACAGAGGAGCGAGUCAUUGGGAUCUCCGCCCCGCAGUUUAAAGUCCGCGUCGCCCUCUGAAAGUAGCAGGAGCUUUAAGCAGCAGCGCCCGCCGUCGCCCGGUUACUUCGAGGCGUCGCACAGCAACAAGUGGGGAGACAAAGCGUCGCACAGCAACAAGUGGGGAGAUAAAACGUCGCACAGCAACAAGAACGCGCCGCUGAAGCCGGAAAUCGUGGUGGACGUGCGCGGGGGCGCGGAGACGCACGGACAGGGGGACGCGGACGCGGACGGGCUGGAGGUGACCCUAGUGGAGGGGGAGACUCCGCGGUCGCGCGGGGGCGCGCGGGGCGGAGCCUCGAUGCCCUCCCGCCGACGCUCAGAGGACGGCAAGGUGGCGAACGCGGCGGACGCGGAUGCAUUCGACGGUCCGUUCGACGGACGCAGCAGCACCACUGGUAGUCUUGUCGCGACGCGACCGCCGCACAGGAACGCGCUCCCGUCUCUUCCCUCGAUUUCAUCGCAGCCCGGUUGUCUGCAUCUGGACGCCGGCACCGUCGCUGGCGCGACGGGGAACUUCAGCGACCGCCUCUGCCUCAUGCCGCGCCACCCGCUCGUGCGCGCUUAUAACGGGUACAUGGGCGGGAUCCAGAUCGUCGCCGCGCAGAUGAACGGCCCGGAUUGGCUCUCGGGGUCGGCAGAUCCCGAGGGGGGAAAAAACGGGAGCCCUGGGAACGCUAAGGGCGGUACUGGUUCUUCUGAUUCGUCUCCCUUCGAGAUUGCCGCGCAGCGGUUCAUUGCGCCGCUAGAGCACGCGCACAUCUGCCCCCUCCUCGGCUGCUCCCCGUCGCUCCGCUGCCUCGUCUACCCGCGCCCACCUGGCAGCUCCUCAUUGGCCAGUCGGCUCGCCUGCUGCGGCGCUGGCGGCGGCGGCGGCGGCGGCGGUGCUAUGAGUAGGACGAGCAGCAGCAAUAGUCUCGUGCAUAGGAGCAGCAGCGCAGGGAGUUUCAAUAGUCCCGAUAGUAGCACCAGUGAGAGGUAUGUGGAGGGGAGUGUGGGAAAUUGUUCGGCUGGGAGUAGGAGUCUGGGCGGUGGGUCCCUCAGGCCGCUGAGCUGGCAGACUCGGCUGAAAAUCGUGACUCAGACAUGCCGUGCGCUGACGUGGCUGCACCAGCAGUCGCCACCUGUCGCGGUGGGGUGCCUGGGAGUGGAAACCGUAUUGUUGACUCGCGAUGACUCGUGCAAGCUGCUGCUGGCGGGUGUGGCAGCAUUGGCUGCAGACCCAGGGAAAAUGACGGAGAAGUUGAAUAGGGAGAUUAGUGGGUGGGUGGAUGGUGGGGCGGUUCGGCAGCUUCUGGCUGCUUGCUGGGCGGCGGCGGAUAUCCACCGGGCGGUAGAGGUGGUGGCGCGGGCGGCACGCCAGUCGUGUCAGAUGCAGCCGUGCUGUGAUUGGCCGGAAGGGGUGUUGUACUCUCUAGCAAUGGUUGCACUUGAGUGUGCGGAGGAAUGUGAGGAGUGGAGACCGGUGCUGGUGGGUUGUGUGAUGGAUGAGGUCCUGGAAAUUGAGGCUGAUGCUGAAGAGGGCUUGUAA